This is a messenger RNA of Trypanosoma brucei brucei TREU927, 1806 nucleotides long. RefSeq lists its product as hypothetical. The record is from RefSeq and is a predicted model, not a curated record. Bases 1 to 1806 code for a protein of 601 amino acids. Lineage: Eukaryota; Euglenozoa; Kinetoplastea; Trypanosomatida; Trypanosomatidae. The transcript has a single exon.
AUGUCUCUUCGUGACGAUAUCUUGGCAUUGACGGCGACUCUCAGUCGGCUCUCCCGCGCUCGUGAUACGGCCACUGCAAGUGAUUGCACCGAAACCCGCGUAGACGAUACCAUUUCCGCUGUUUCUGUAGCUGCGGAGGAUGACGAAACAAGAGACAAUACCGCACCGUCUCUCAUGUGCAUGCCAGUCCCGCGCUCCGGGGGCCGCAAGAUGGAGGAGGACACCUUUACAAUUUUACCUAAUAGUCGUGAUACCACAGCGCUGCCUCGUGGGGAGGCUACGGCUGACAGAUGUUGUGCUUCCAAUGACAACGCGCGAAGCAAAAGGCUCUCCACUCCGUCAGGUCAGGAGGUUGCCGUCUCACAGCGUCCGCCACUGGCGCCUACCGAGGGUGUUACUUGGAAUCACAGUCACGGAAGGAGUAGUAUUGCGGAUGACGAAACAAAUUCAUGCAUUGAUCCCGUGUCGUCAGAGAGUUGUGGUGUGUCGACAGAGCCGUCGGGUGCUGAGCCAAGCCCCUGCCAGGUCGAGGAGGCUUAUAAGAGGAUAGCACGUAGACUCCUCUCCGAGAUUCAACGACUAGAUUUGUGCAUCGCAACCGUGUCGGCGCGCCACGUGGACGAGCGCAAGGAGUUUCUGCACACUCAGCGCGAGCUUAAGGAGCGGUUGGUUGAGCGGGAUGCACUUAUUGGCACACUACAACAUCAGUUAAAACUAGCAGAGAGCUCCGAAAGCACGGUAAGGUGCCGCUGUUGCUUUGGUAGAGCUAAUUGUGCACCCGUGCAGUCACGCGCGACAGCCACGGUUUCCACUGAGCGUUUUACGUCGAGGAGCCGGAGUGACAGCGGCGUUCCAACGACAGCGGCUCCCAUUUGUCACCAGGGUCUCGACAUUGCUACCAACACGCAAGGGACGGAUGAAGCCAAAGGGCCGCGGGGGCGCAGUAACCAACACCAUCCCGCCACAGAGGAGGUGGAUACCUACGCGACGCGAGCAUCUUCCCUCGCCGGUUUAGCGUGUCAUGAGAAUGUCACCGCAGUUAUCCCGAAGACGGCAAUAGCUGCGGGAACAUCUGAGGGGCCAGUCCCAGUCACCACGUCCGGUUGUGCGCGUGCACGAGCGAGCUCAUUAUCACGAAGCGAGGGGAGGGACGGUUCCGAUGAUCCCGCGGUGAGGGGGACAGUCACCAAUUCUGUAACGGUUCCGACGGACAGGGCGCCGUCACCCCAUGCUUCUUUUCCAACUGACUGUUGUCCACGUGUAUCUCAGGCAAGUUACAGGGUUGGCGUGGCUGCCGCCGUUGGCGGUCGAGCGAAAGGGCUGCGUCGGACACCGAAGACUACGCCACUCCGCCGGAGGAGGCAACAUGUUCUUGAAUGUAGCGGCGACACGGCUUGGCGAGGGUCGCUCCAUUGCCGUACGUGUCGAGAGGAUGUCCUUCCCACAGCACCAGAGGUGCAGCAGGGCACGUUGACGGGCAGCUCUGCGAAUCCACUCCCUUCUUCUUUCCCUUCACCGUUCGUUUCCACUGCAACUACUGGGGCGAGGUUCAACCAUGGGGUGCCAAAUCGAGCUUUUAGUCAGUCACCGUCUCAUCGGAAGAAAAGGCGAUCUUCGAAUCGAGUGCGUUGUCCGGUGGCUGCCAGCGGGGAUGAAUUGUUACGCGGACUCAUCGCGAAGAGCGCCUUUCUGGAAGCGGGACUUCGGGGUGUGAUGGAGCGGUUGGAUGAGCAACAAGGUGAGCUUCACGACGUGACAUGCCUGCUUCACAAGCUGGUGCUAUCGAGCAUGCAUGGGAGUGCAUAG